This is a messenger RNA of Linum tenue, 2821 nucleotides long. The record is from the annotation of a GenBank genome assembly. Lineage: Eukaryota; Viridiplantae; Streptophyta; Magnoliopsida; Malpighiales; Linaceae.
ACGUAUAUACUACUGCGCGCAGCUGUCGUCGGGGAAGGAUUCCUGGCGCGCGACAUAACCUUCGAGAACACCGCCGGACACGCCAAGCACCAGGCCGUGGCCCUCCGAGUCGGCUCCGACCUGUCAGCAUUCUACCGGUGCGACAUCCUGGCCUACCAGGACACACUCUACGUCCACUCCAACCGCCAGUUCUUCAUCAACUGCCUCGUCGCGGGGACCGUCGACUUCAUCUUCGGCAACGCCGCCGCCGUCCUCCAGGACUGCGACAUCCACGCCCGCCUCCCCGGCCCCGGGCAGAAGAACAUGAUCACCGCACAGGGGCGGAAGGAUCCCAACCAGAACACCGGGAUCGUGAUCCAGAAGUCGAGGAUCGGCGCCACGUCGGACCUCCUCCUGCAGACGGCCGGGAACAUGUCGUACCCGACGUAUCUGGGGAGGCCGUGGAAGGAGUACUCGAGGACGGUGAUCAUGCAGUCGGAGAUCAGCGACGUGGUGCACUCCGCCGGGUGGCACGUGUGGGAUGCGGAUUUCGCGCUGGCCACGCUGUACUACGCGGAGUUCGAGAACAGUGGGCCCGGGGCGAAUACGACGGCGAGGGUUGAUUGGGAAGGGUAUAAGGUGAUUGGUGAUGAGAGUGAGGUGGUCGGGUUUACGGCGGAGGAGCGGGCCUUCCGACAGAAGACGCGCCGCCGCCUCAUCAUCGUGGGAAUCUCCUCGAUCCUCCUCGUCGGGAUCAUCAUCGGCGCCGUCGCGGGGGUCGUCAUCCGCAACCGCAAGUCCGGCGGCGGCGGCUCCGACGCCGACAAGCUCCCGCCGACGGAAUCCCCCGCCGCGUCGCUCAAGGCGGUCUGCAGCGUCACGCAGUACCCUUCCUCCUGCUACUCCAGCAUCACGGCGCUCGAGGGCGGGUCCAACUCCUCCGACCCGGAGGUCCUCUUCCGCCUCUCCCUCCGCGCCGCAAUGGCCGAGCUCUCCAAGCUCAAGGACUUCCCCGCCGCGAUCCAGCUCCCUUCCGACAUCGCCAACGACACCAUGCUCCGCCAGGCCAUCAACGUCUGCGCCGCCGUGUUCGAGGACAGCGUCGACCGCCUCAACGAUUCGAUUGCUUCGAUUACUGCCCAGCCCGCGGGGGAGGGGAAGCAGCAGCAGGUGCUGUCGCGGACGUGGCUGAGCGCGGCGGUUACAGAUCUGGACACUUGCCUGGACGCGGUGCAGCUGAACGAGACGGAGCACCCGGUGAACUCGGCGAUGGAGAAUUCGACGGAAUUGGCGAGCAACAGCUUGGCAAUUGUGACCAAAGUCCUAGGGUUGCUCUCAGAUUUCAACAUCCCGAUCCACAAGCGGCGGAGGCUGAUGACGGCCGAGGCCAAAUCGGAUUCGGGAUUCCCGCGGUGGGUGAGCGACGGGGACAGGAGGCUGCUGCAGCAGGUCGGCGGAGCGGGAGGUUUGCGGCCGAAUGUGACGGUGGCGCAGGAUGGGAGCGGGAAUUUCACGACGAUUGCAAAGGCGGUGGAACUGAUACCGAAGAAGAGUCUGUGGAAGUACAUUAUCUACAUUAAACAAGGUACCUACAAGGAGAAUGUGAUCUUGGACAAGCACCGGUGGAAUGUUCUAGUUUACGGCGACGGCAAGGACAAGACCAUCGUCUCCGGCAGCCUCAAUUUCGUGGAUGGUACUCCUACCUUCGAUACUGCCACUUUCGCCGUCCAAGGGAAGAAUUUCAUGGCCAGAGACAUGAAGUUCAUCAACACGGCAGGUCCCGAGAAGCACCAAGCCGUAGCCUUCCGAUCAGGAGCCGACAUGUCGGUCUACUACCGGUGCUCGUUCGACGCGUACCAGGACACACUCUACCCGCACUCCAACCGCCAGUUCUACCGCGACUGCGACAUCACGGGCACCAUCGACUUCAUCUUCGGCAACGCCGCUGUGGUGUUCCAGGGCUGCAAGAUCCAGCCGAGGCAGCCAAUGUCCAACCAGUUCAACACCAUCACAGCGCAGGGGAAGAAGGAUCCCAACCAGAACACGGGGAUCUCGAUUCAGAAAUGCGACUUCACGCCGCUGAGCGCCAAUCUCACGGCCCGUACGUAUCUGGGCCGACCCUGGAAGGACUUCUCCACCACCGUCAUCAUGCAGUCGUCCAUCGGAGGCUUCCUUAACCAGUUGGGCUGGCUGCCGUGGGUCUCUGGCGUGGAGCCGCCCAACACCAUUUUCUAUGCGGAGUAUCAGAACACCGGGCCGGGGUCCAGCGUCGCCGGGAGGGUGAAGUGGGCCGGGUACAAGCCGGCGUUGACCAAGGACGAAGCAGCAAGGUUCACGGUGGGAUCGUUUAUCCAGGGCGGUGCGUGGCUGCCGGCUACAUCAGUGGCGUUCGAUUCCGCGUUGUGAUUAUAUAUGGAUGGAUGUAAUAUAUAGAGUUUUCUACGCAGGCAGUGGGCGAAGCAGUAAUAUUAUCAGAGAGACCAGUAAUCUCAGUUACGUUUUCCUUUGUGUCAUCAGCUUUCUUACAUUGUAGUUUGAUUCGAGCACCAACGCCUAACUAUACGUGAGAGGGUUUUCCAGAUUGGAUUGUAAGUUGUAACAGUUGUUUGUUUAUAUACGUGGGAGCAGUGCGUCUUUUGUUCAUAGACAUGAAUGAAGGGAAAUCUUUACUGGCUGGUUUUUCCAUUUCUUGUGUUUGGCUUCACAUGUUGCUCCAUUAAUGAACAGGUAGAAAUAUGGAAUUGGGAUUUUGGGAGCAUGGUUCUUGGAGAAAAGUAAACGGAAAUGUGAUUGCUGCGGUUGUGUUUGAAUUGAACGGGGUGGUCCGUCUUCAUAAUGAAAA